AUGGACUUGACGUGUGAACAAUUGGCCUCAUUACGACAAAAUCAGGAAAGAUUCAGGAGUCCAGAUAUUUCUCGAAGACCAUUGGGAGGAGAAGCUUUGGCAGCUUACACAGUCAAAAAGUCACGUCGUGCUAAGUCAACGGAACCUACUGCUCUUGAUACCAACGUUUCACUUGUGAAAUGUUCUAACGAAGAGGAAAAAGUAAAGGAAGUUCUAAACGAUGAAAGUAUGGACAAACGGUGGUCCUUAAUAGCCAAAAACUACGAAAAUAUGUCGAAGCAAGAGAUCAUGAAUAACUACAGAUUACUCAUGAGCGAAAAGCUUCGAUUGGAAAGGUUUCUGUCCAUAAUGACCAAGAAUAAUGAGAUGGCUCGCAAUCGCUUGGAAUCCGACCUAUUAGAUGCCAUGAUGUGCAUAGAAGACCUAAAACAAGCUCUUGAGAUUCGUUUGGCACGACGACGAAAAAUUGAUCCUCGAGAAGCUGAGGAAAGAAGGUAUUUGAUUCGUCAAAACAAGAAAUUACUAAACCAGUUAUUUGAAUCAGCAAAGAAAAUUGAAAGACUGGAGGUAACCAAAGUAGAAAUGAAAGAACAACUAGAAUUACUGGAUUUCCAAAUUGUCGAAGUUGAGAAUCAGAAAGCUAUGAUUGAGGAAGAAUUGAGAAAAAUUCCCCCAACUUUACAUGAGGGAACUCAAACCGAGGAAAGUUCCGAUAGCCAUCAGUUGAUAUGUCAAUUAAAAGAACAAUUAAGUCUACUGAGAAGCGAUUUAUCCAAUCAAAAAGCUGAAACAGCAGCUGCUGUUGCUAAACACAUUCAUAUGGAUAAUUUAAUUAAAGAAUUACGCCGUGAUAAUAUUGAAUUACGUGAUCAAUUAUCUCAUGUUGAUGAUGCUGAAAAUUCACUAGCUGAAAGUGAUAAACCGAUAGCUGCUGAUGUUAAACUACUUAAAGCUCAAUUAGCUGAACAGUUAGAACGUGUCAAAGAUUUAGAAGAAAAAUUGAAUUCAUCAAGAUUGUAUUCAGAAAAAUUAGAAUCCCGUGUACAAGACCUUAUAGGAAAAAAUAGCUGUCAUCCAUCUACUGAAUCUGUAUCAUUCGAAAUAGAUCAUUCUGAGCAAAAUACAACUGCUGUACUUCAUUCAAUGGAUGAUACCAAACCGGUUACUGUUUCUCAAUCACAACCACCUCCAUUAAAAACAACAGGAGCACAACCUAAAGUAGAUGAUAUACUUCUUCAACAAACAAUUCAUACAUUUCAGGCACUUUUAGAUGAACGUGAUCAAGAAAUAAGUCAAUUAAAAAAACAUAUUGUACAAAAUCCAUCUAACACUGAGUUAACAUCAGAUAUAAAUCUACCCAAAUUAUACGAAUCAUCAAUUCAAACAGAAUUAAAUAAUGAACAAAUGGAAAAACUAUCAAAUUUAAAAGAUACUUUAAAUUCAGGUGGUCAGUUAUUGACUAGUGAACAGUAUGAAACAUUGAACAAUGAAUUAAAUGAAACAUUGAAAACACUAACAAACAACCCUGAUAAUCGUAACAUACCAUCGUCUGAACAACUAUCAUCAUCUACAAAUGAAAAAGAAAAGUCAACUCAGAACUAUGGUGAUCUAAUUCAAACAGUGAAUAAAUUAAGAAAAGCAUCUGAAACUAUUAAACCAAUGUCAACUUCAUCAGAGUUAAAACCAAGUGAUAUCGUUGAUCAGGCGAAUCCGAAUACAAAUAAUGUUGAUCAAAAGCUGGUAGAAAAUUUACGUUGUCAAAUUGAAAGCUUGAAACAAGAAAUAAAAAGAUUACAACGUGGUGCAUCUACAGCUGAAGAACGAACUGUUAAUGGAAAUACUGGUGAAUUUCAUACAUCACACAGUUCUCCAAGUCAUUUUUAUUCAAUGGAUCCGUAUGGAAGUGUGGAUAAACAAAAUGAAGAAAAAUCUUAUUCAUUACAUAAUCCAUCAUACUACAGCACUCAGUUGCAAGAACUACGUCAAACUGGUGACUUAGAGUUAGUUCGCGCACACCUUAGUUUGUCUGAACGACGUCGACGUGAGCUUGAAAGACGUAUAACCGAACUAACUGAUGAGUUAGCACGUUCUCGUGCAGAAGCCCGUUCCGCGGAAACUAGUCUUUCUGCUGCUCGUCGAACUGAAGCUGCACUAAGAAGACGUCUUCUUGUUGCUAUGGAUUCUCGAGGUUCACCUAAUGGAAAUUAUGAAAUGAAUAUAUCACGAAAUUCACAUGAAUUCUCUUCUAACGAAAGUUCAGAAAUGAUGAAUGCUUUGGAGUUACAAGCAGAUAUUAUUAAACUUCAAGCCACUAAUGCUUCUCUAACGGAAGCUGCUUUACUUGAUCGAACAAGAUUGCAUGAUCAAGCUAUGCGUAUAGACCAGUUGGAAUCAGAGCAUAAAGCUUUGCUUGAUCGAGUUUCAUGUCUUCAGGCAGCUGAAACUGGUGCACAACGUGGUAUUGUACGUUUACAAGCUCUUUAUGAAGAUAUGCUACGUGAAUACUCAGAGUCCAAACCAUUAGAACUAUCUAACGUUCGUGGACGUCAUCAUCAGAGAAGCAGCUCUCGUAAUUCUAGAAAUAAUGAUUUUAUUACAGAUGCUAAUUAUAAUGAUAAAUAUCGUGCUACAUCACGAAAUAAUGACAACUCUGGGGAAAUCGUCACUGCAUCAUCUACAACAAUUCCAGUUGGUUCAUGCAAUUCACCAGUUUGUAUUGCUGUACGUAAUCUCCUGAAAGCAUUUCAAGAUCGUUAUAGUGAUUUAAUGGAUCAAUUUAUACAAAUUCAACAUAAUCCAACAUUAACAAAUGGUCAUUUCAAUGAAAUGAAUAUUAUUAAUAAUAAUACUCAUGAUAAUAACAAUAGUAUAAUUCUAAGAAAAUCUUCACAAACUUCAGCAUUCAUUAAAGAAUUAUAUACUCAACUGAAUAAUAUUUCAAAUUUAUUAAAUGAAAAUAAUCAUCAAAUGAUUCAAAAUUAUGAAUUAAGUGAACAUAUUCAAUUGUGUAUACGAUUGAUUAAUUCAUUAGAUAAUUGGAUUAAUUCUUGUUUAACACAAAAUGAUAUGGAAAUUGCACAUCUUCGUUUGUUAAUUAUGAAUUUACAAUUACGUAAUAAUAAUUCAACUGGUAUAGAACAAAAUACAACAAUAUUUACUUCAUCAAUAAAUAGUCCUGGUAGUAACGAUAAUAAUGAGCAAAAUAAACAAACUUUUUCAUGUUCAAUCAGUAUAAACAAAAAGCAGGACCCUAGUAAGUUUCUACUUAAUGAACAAGACUCAACUACAAUUAACGUCUAUGAUGCAAACCACUUAGAAUUCGUUGAUUCUGGCAGUGUUUUCGAAUUAAGAAAAAAGUAA
Molecule: messenger RNA, 3360 nt
Organism: Schistosoma mattheei
Lineage: Eukaryota; Metazoa; Platyhelminthes; Trematoda; Strigeidida; Schistosomatidae
Source: the annotation of a GenBank genome assembly